AUGGGCAAGUGGAACUCGCAAUGCAGGCGUUCGCACAGUGACCUGCCACGUUUGCACGAGCUGGAGUGCGCCGUGCAGGCCGAGCUUAAGGACGUGCAAGGGCGUGGAGAGUUGUUCCUGCGCUCUACAUCUGAGCUGACGUUGCUCAUGAAGAAGCUCGGUCGCACACAGGGCCGUGCUUACUUUCGCUACGUACUGCGUGACGUAUUCGGCGAGAAGUCAACACUGUACAAGGCACGCGGACCGCCCUCGACCGGGCAAGUGUGCGUGUAUGCCAAGAGUGUCAUUCAGCGACUGGCCAAGGCUAUCCACUUUGCACCUCUCGUGCUGCGUGCCGGUUGCCAUUACAUGCUCACUGAGUUUCGCAAGGCCUUUCCGGAGUGCAAGCAUGACGUACGUAUCGUGGUGGGUAGCCUGCUCUUCCUGCGGAUACUUUGCCCGGCGCUCAUCAAGCCCGAAAUGUUCGACUUUCCCGCCCACACAGCACAGUCACUACCUAUGGGCGUGCAGAUUGCCAAGAUAUUACAGCACACUAUUAGCGGAAAGUCCGUGGGUGAAAGCGGCCCCACGGUCACCGACAGCAACGCCUUCAUCUAUACCUUUCAGCCGUACGUGGCAAACUUUCUCGUGCGAUUUCCCCAGAUCCGUGCUGUGUUCAGUAAUGAGGAAUAUCAGCAGGUGCCCGAGGUGCGUGUGCCCGCACCCUCGACGCCCACACAUGGAGACAACUGGCCGUCGUCGCCGAACACUGAGUCGUGGGAUGCGUACCGUCCCUUGGGCAAGAUGUGCAGUUUCUCAAUGAGCGUUAAUAGCGCCAUUAAGAACAAGAAGAAGUUCUCACUGCGUUUUUGGUCUCGAGGCCAAGGUGGCGUCACACAACGACCAACGCCAUAG
Messenger RNA from Peronospora farinosa, 894 nucleotides. The record is from the annotation of a GenBank genome assembly. NCBI's taxonomy places the organism in Eukaryota, Oomycota, Peronosporomycetes, Peronosporales, Peronosporaceae.